UUUUGUGUACCGCAAAUUUAGCCAUGUGCGGUGCCGACGUGUAUGCUGUAACUUUGUAUAGUCGCUCACGGUCACAAGCUCACAUCAUCUCUUUGUACUUCCAAGUUCCAAUAAUCAAUCAAUCGAUCCCCCAAAUUUCUUAAGCCUCUACUCCUUUUUCUAGGUCAAACAUCCACUCCCAAUUGGUGUAUUGUAAACCAAUCCCAAUUCCCAAAUCAAAACAAAUCCAAUCAAUAAAAUUCCUAAUUUUACCACUCUUUUCAAUCUCGCUUCAUUUCUGAAUGCAAUCCUAACUCUUUCUUUCAAUCUCAUCACCAUGACGACGCCAUGCGACUCGCAAUUCUGUCUCUUCCUCACCUUCCUCUGUCGCCGUCUUUACAGCAAAUCAUCUGAUUCUGUUGUUUCUUGCAAUGAUUCUCAUCAAAUUUUGAGGGAUUAUGCAAUUCGUGAGAUUAAUCUCUUGCUUUGGAUCUCUUUUUUUGGAAUUACGGUACUUCUGGUUAGAAAAAUUGUUCUUCUUCUUAAAUUAUGGUCUCAUGGUGGUCGCAUUCCCGGUCCUCCUUCUCCUUCUUUUUAUGGUCAUUCCGUUCUCCUUACUGGUGCAAAUCCUCAUGAAGAUCUUACUGGUUAUGAGCUGGUUAUGUGUUCAGCGUUUUGAUCAGUAUAUAGACACAAAGAAGACAAUGCUUUGUCGAAUUUAAUUACAAUUAAUUGAAAUUGAAAGCAUAUUAGGAUGUUAAGAGGUACUUUUGAACCGUGACUAGUGAAUCGAAGUAAAUUGAUUGAGAAGGAGGUUAUUUUUUUCCAUUUGGAAUUUAAUAGGGGUUUGGUUAUCAAUUGCUGGUGAUUGGUUCCUUGAUGAUUCGGUUUUUCUAAGUACUUGAAUAUGUUCAAUGACCAACUGGUCACAUUUGAAUGAACUCAUAUAUAAGAAGGUUGUUUGUGUCUACAGAUUUUAGAUUGUGGUAUGAUUUUCACUUAAGUAAUCAACUUGCUAUUAUUGUUGACGGUAAAUCAAGGAACAAUGGUUGAGUUCUAUUGAGGUCAGUGGCGGAUCCAGGGUUUAGAGUCUCCCGGGGCACCAACGAAUUGACGAAAUUUAAUUCUGUUAGGGUUGAUUGUUUUGGCGAGAAAGGUUGUUAGGAUGUUGUUAGGUUGUAUAUAAAGUAUUGUAAUAUGUUAGUUGUUUGCAGAUGAAUAAUAACAAUCUAAUCCUUCUUUCUUUCUUCUCUUCUCUUCUCUUCUGUCUCAAUCUCCCUCUUAUUUCUUUUCACUUGGCUAGAAAAGGCAUCUGUUCCUGAUCAAUUGAAGUUGAUCAGUAACAUUGGUAUUAGAGCAGCACGCUCCUGCUCUUGCUUUUGCUUCAGCAACUUUCUUUAUCUUUCUUUACUAAACAAAGAAGCUACCACUCAAUACUUGGUUAGAGGCAUCUUUCUUUAUAUCUUUUGUCUCAAUGUCCUUGAUUGGUGUCAAGGAAGUGAUCCAGUUGUUAACAAGAACAAAAGUCCAGAGGCGAUUAUUGAUAAAAGAAUGGUGCAACAAAACAACCAAGCUACCACUGAAUACUUGGUUAAAUCGUGUGAUAGUCCUAUAGAAGAUGCCUCAUGGAUGAAUGCUCAAGAUUUUGAAUCUACUUUCCCUUCUUUCAUUCAAGAAACUUGAGGGCAAGUUUCUCUGGGAGGGAAGCUUUGUUAAAGUCAAUAUUGUAGUCAAAAGGCGUUAUUAUAUUUUCAUUUGAUUAGCUGUUAUUUUUGUUUUUGGCUCAUAAAUUAAAGUUAAUUAAUUUUGUUAGGGUUGGUUGUUUUAACGGGAAAGGUUGUUACGAUGUUGUUAGGUUGUAUAUAAAGCAUUGUAAUAUGUUAGUUGUCUUUAGAUGAAUAAUAACAAUGUAAUCCUUCAUUCUUCUUUUCUCUUCUUUUCUGUCUCAA
Messenger RNA from Amaranthus tricolor (Joseph's coat), 1928 nucleotides. RefSeq lists its product as uncharacterized. The transcript is spliced from 2 exons. The record is from RefSeq and is a predicted model, not a curated record. Lineage: Eukaryota; Viridiplantae; Streptophyta; Magnoliopsida; Caryophyllales; Amaranthaceae. The coding region runs from base 317 to 658 and encodes 113 amino acids.